Molecule: messenger RNA, 12002 nt
Organism: Pteropus alecto (black flying fox)
Lineage: Eukaryota; Metazoa; Chordata; Mammalia; Chiroptera; Pteropodidae
Gene: ITSN1
Product: intersectin 1
Exons: 39
Coding region: 302-5455 (1717 amino acids)
Biological process (GO): clathrin-dependent synaptic vesicle endocytosis; intracellular signal transduction; positive regulation of Rho protein signal transduction
Cellular component (GO): presynaptic membrane; clathrin-coated pit; plasma membrane
Molecular function (GO): protein binding; calcium ion binding; guanyl-nucleotide exchange factor activity
Source: RefSeq, a predicted model, not a curated record
GAGAUGAGGAGAUAGGCGGGAGCGAGGGAGCGAGGGAGCGAGGGAGGGAGUGAGAGAGGUAAAGAAGAGCGGAGGAGAGGGGAGCGAGCGCAGCUUGGUUGCUCCGUAGUACGGCGGCUCGCGAGGGAGAAUCCCGAGCGGACUCCGGGACGCACGGAGAGGCGGGCGGGGAUGGUGUGCAGGGCUGCGGCUCCUGCGUCCCUCCCCGCGGCGAGUGAGCUGCACUGAUUUGUCCCUGGGGCGGCAGCGCGGACCCGCCUGGAGAUGAGGCGUCCAUUAGCAAGGCAAAAGUAACAGAACCAUGGCUCAGUUUCCAACACCUUUUGGUGGUAGCCUGGAUAUCUGGGCCAUAACUGUAGAGGAGAGAGCGAAGCAUGAUCAGCAGUUCCAUAGUUUAAAGCCAAUAUCUGGAUUUAUUACUGGUGAUCAAGCUAGAAACUUUUUUUUUCAAUCUGGGUUACCUCAACCUGUUUUAGCACAGAUAUGGGCGCUAGCUGAUAUGAAUAAUGAUGGAAGAAUGGAUCAAGUGGAGUUUUCCAUAGCUAUGAAACUUAUCAAACUGAAACUUCAAGGAUAUCAGCUCCCCCCCGCACUUCCCCCUGUCAUGAAACAGCAACCUGUUGCUAUUUCUAGCACGCCAGCGUUUGGUAUGGGAGGUAUCGCCAGCAUGCCACCACUUACAGCGGUUGCUCCAGUGCCAAUGGGACCCAUUCCAGUUGUUGGAAUGUCUCCACCCCUAGUAUCUUCUGUUCCUCCAGCAGCAGUGCCUCCCCUGGCUAACGGGGCUCCCCCUGUUAUACAACCUCUGCCUGCAUUUGCUCAUCCUGCAGCCACUUUGCCAAAGAGUUCUUCUUUUAGUAGGUCUGGUCCAGGGUCACAAUUAAACACUAAAUUACAGAAGGCACAAUCAUUUGACGUGGCUAGUGUCCCUCCAGCAGCAGAAUGGGCUGUUCCUCAGUCGUCCAGACUGAAAUACCGACAGUUAUUCAACAGUCAUGACAAAACUAUGAGUGGACACUUAACAGGUCCUCAAGCAAGAACUAUUCUUAUGCAAUCCAGUUUACCACAGGCUCAGCUGGCUUCAAUAUGGAAUCUUUCUGACAUUGAUCAAGAUGGAAAACUCACAGCAGAAGAAUUUAUCCUGGCUAUGCACCUAAUUGAUGUAGCUAUGUCUGGCCAGCCACUGCCUCCUGUCCUGCCUCCAGAAUACAUUCCACCUUCCUUUAGAAGAGUUCGAUCUGGCAGUGGCGUAUCUGUCAUAAGCUCAACCUCGGUAGAUCAGAGGUUACCAGAGGAACCAGCUUUAGAAGAUGAACAACAACAACUAGAAAAGAAAUUGCCUGUAACAUUUGAAGAUAAGAAGCGUGAGAAUUUCGAACGCGGCAAUCUGGAACUGGAAAAGCGAAGACAGGCUCUGUUGGAGCAACAGCGGAAAGAGCAGGAGCGCCUGGCACAGCUAGAGCGGGCGGAGCAGGAGCGGAAGGAGCGGGAGCGCCAGGAGCAGGAGCGCAGAAGACAGCUGGAGCUGGAGAAGCAGCUGGAAAAGCAGCGGGAGCUGGAGCGGCAGAGAGAGGAGGAGCGGAGGAAGGAGAUCGAGAGGAGGGAGGCCGCAAAACGAGAACUUGAAAGGCAACGACAACUCGAAUGGGAACGAAAUCGAAGACAAGAACUAUUAAAUCAGAGAAACAAAGAACAAGAGGACAUAGUGGUACUGAAAGCAAAGAAAAAGACUUUGGAAUUUGAAUUAGAAGCUCUAAAUGAUAAAAAGCAUCAACUGGAAGGAAAACUUCAAGAUAUCAGAUGUCGAUUGACGACCCAGAGGCAAGAAAUUGAGAGUACAAACAAAUCCAGAGAGUUGAGAAUUGCUGAAAUCACCCAUCUACAGCAGCAAUUGCAGGAGUCUCAGCAAAUGCUUGGAAGACUUAUUCCAGAAAAGCAGAUACUCAAUGACCAAUUAAAACAAGUUCAGCAGAACAGUUUGCACAGAGAUUCACUUCUUACACUCAAAAGAGCCUUAGAAGCAAAAGAACUAGCUCGACAGCAGCUACGAGACCAACUGGAUGAAGUUGAGAAAGAAACUAGAUCAAAACUACAGGAGAUUGAUAUUUUCAACAAUCAGCUGAAGGAACUAAGAGAAAUACAUAAUAAACAGCAACUCCAGAAACAAAAGUCCAUAGAGGCUGAACGACUGAAACAGAAAGAACAGGAGCGAAAGAUCAUAGAAUUAGAAAAACAGAAAGAAGAAGCCCAAAGACGAGCUCAGGAAAGGGACAAGCAGUGGCUUGAGCACGUGCAGCAGGACGAUGAGCAUCAGCGACCAAGAAAGCUCCACGAUGAGGAAAAACUCAAAAGGGAAGAGAGUGUCAAAAAGAAGGACGGCGAGGAAAAAGGCAAACAGGAAAUGCAAGACAAGCUGAGUCGGCUUUUCCAUCAACACCAAGAACCAGCUAAGCCAGCUGUCCAAGCACCCUGGUCCACCGCAGAAAAAGGCCCACUUACAAUUUCUGCGCAGGAGAAUGUGAAAGUGGUGUAUUACCGAGCUCUGUAUCCCUUUGAAUCCAGAAGUCACGAUGAAAUCACGAUCCAGCCGGGAGAUAUAGUCAUGGUGGACGAAAGCCAAACUGGAGAACCGGGAUGGCUUGGAGGAGAAUUAAAAGGAAAGACGGGAUGGUUUCCUGCGAACUACGCAGAGAAAAUCCCAGAAAACGAGGCUCCUGCUCCAGGCAAACCAGUGACUGACCUGUCUUCCACCCCUGCACCCAAACUGGCUGUGCGGGAGACACCCACUCCGUUGGCAGCGACCUCGUCAGAGCCCUCCACGACCCCCAACAACUGGGCCGACUUCAGCUCCACGUGGCCCACCAGCACAAAUGAGAAGCCAGAAACAGAUAACUGGGACGCAUGGGCAGCCCAGCCCUCUCUCACCGUUCCUAGUGCCGGCCAGUUAAGGCAGAGAUCGGCUUUUACUCCAGCCACGGCCACCGGCUCCUCUCCAUCUCCUGUUUUAGGCCAGGGUGAAAAGGUGGAGGGGCUACAGGCGCAGGCCCUGUACCCUUGGAGAGCCAAGAAAGACAACCAUUUAAAUUUUAACAAAAACGAUGUCAUCACCGUCCUGGAACAGCAAGACAUGUGGUGGUUUGGAGAAGUUCAAGGUCAGAAGGGCUGGUUCCCCAAGUCCUACGUGAAACUCAUUUCAGGGCCCGUAAGGAAAUCUACAAGCAUGGAUUCUGGCUCUUCGGAAAGUCCUGCCGCUAGUCUAAAGAGAGUGGCUUCCCCAGCAGCCAAGCCAGCCGUUUCGGGAGAAGAAUUUAUUGCCAUGUACACUUACGAGAGUUCUGAGCAAGGCGAUUUAACCUUUCAGCAAGGGGAUGUGAUUUUGGUUACCAAGAAAGAUGGUGACUGGUGGACAGGAACAGUGGGCGACAAGUCCGGAGUCUUCCCUUCUAACUAUGUGAGGCUUAAAGAUUCAGAGGGCUCUGGAACUGCUGGGAAAACAGGGAGUUUAGGAAAAAAACCUGAAAUCGCCCAGGUUAUUGCUUCCUACACUGCUACCGGUCCUGAGCAGCUCACCCUGGCCCCUGGUCAGCUGAUCUUGAUCCGAAAAAAGAACCCAGGUGGAUGGUGGGAAGGAGAGCUGCAAGCACGUGGGAAAAAGCGCCAGAUAGGCUGGUUCCCUGCUAAUUAUGUAAAACUUUUAAGCCCCGGGACAAGCAAAAUCACUCCAACAGAGCCACCGAAGCCCACGGCACUCCCAGCAGUGUGCCAGGUGAUCGGGAUGUACGAUUACACCGCCCAGAACGAUGACGAACUGGCCUUCAGCAAGGGCCAGAUCAUCAACGUCCUCAACAAGGAGGACCCCGACUGGUGGAAAGGAGAAGUCAAUGGACAAGUGGGGCUCUUCCCGUCCAAUUAUGUGAAGCUGACCACAGACAUGGACCCAAGCCAGCAAUGGUGUUCAGACUUACAUCUCUUGGAUAUGUUGACCCCGACUGAACGAAAGCGACAAGGAUACAUCCACGAACUCAUUGUCACAGAAGAGAACUAUGUGAAUGACCUGCAGCUGGUCACAGAGAUCUUUCAGAAACCCCUGAUGGAGUCCGAGCUGCUGACAGAGAAAGAGGGCGCCACGAUGUUUGUGAACUGGAAGGAGCUGGUCAUGUGCAACGUCAAGCUGCUGAAAGCGCUGAGGGUUCGCAAGAAGAUGUCCGGGGAGAAGAUGCCUGUGAAGAUGAUCGGCGACAUCCUGACGGCCCAGCUGCCGCACAUGCAGCCCUACAUCCGCUUCUGCAGCUGCCAGCUCAACGGGGCUGCCCUGAUCCAGCAGAAGACGGACGAGGCCCCGGACUUCAAGGAGUUUGUUAAAAGAUUGGCGAUGGACCCUCGCUGUAAAGGAAUGCCCCUCUCUAGUUUUAUACUGAAGCCUAUGCAACGGGUAACGAGAUACCCACUGAUCAUUAAAAAUAUCCUGGAAAACACUCCUGAGAACCACCCCGACCACAGCCACUUGAAGCACGCCCUGGAGAAGGCGGAGGAGCUGUGUUCCCAGGUGAACGAAGGGGUGCGGGAGAAGGAGAACUCGGACCGCCUGGAGUGGAUCCAAGCCCACGCUCAGUGUGAAGGCCUGUCUGAGCAACUUGUGUUCAAUUCAGUGACCAAUUGUUUGGGGCCACGCAAGUUUCUGCACAGUGGGAAACUCUACAAGGCCAAGAGCAACAAGGAGCUGUACGGCUUCCUCUUCAACGACUUCCUCCUGCUGACCCAAAUUAUAAAGCCCCUGGGCUCUUCCGGCACCGACAAAGUCUUCAGCCCCAAAUCUAACCUGCAGUAUAAAAUGUACAAAACACCUAUUUUCCUAAAUGAGGUUCUAGUAAAAUUACCCACGGACCCUUCUGGAGACGAGCCCAUCUUCCACAUCUCCCACAUUGACCGAGUCUACACCCUCCGAGCAGAAAGCAUAAACGAAAGGACUGCCUGGGUGCAGAAAAUCAAAGCUGCGUCUGAACUCUACAUAGAGACGGAGAAAAAGAAGCGGGAGAAGGCCUACCUGGUCCGUUCCCAAAGAGCGACAGGGAUUGGAAGGUUGAUGGUCAACGUCGUUGAAGGCAUUGAGCUGAAACCUUGCCGGUCACACGGAAAGAGUAACCCGUACUGCGAGGUGACCAUGGGCUCCCAGUGUCACAUCACCAAGACGAUCCAGGACACGCUGAACCCCAAGUGGAAUUCCAACUGCCAGUUCUUCAUCAAGGACCUGGAGCAAGAGGUUCUCUGCAUCACCGUGUUUGAGAGGGACCAGUUCUCCCCAGACGAUUUUUUGGGUCGGACGGAGAUCCGUGUGGCCGACAUCAAGAGGGACCAGGGUUCCAAGGGUCCAGUUACCAAGUGUCUCCUGCUGCAUGAGGUCCCCACGGGAGAGAUCGUGGUCCGCCUGGACCUUCAGUUGUUUGAUGAACCGUAGGGGGCGUGCGUCAGAGUUCCAGCCCGGGCCGGCCGAUGCCGUCUGGAGAUGGUGUUGCUUUUCCAAGACCACCAUUUGGUGUUCAGCCCCGGUGCAGCGGGACAGCAAAGACAGGCCCCUUAAUGAUUCUAGGAAUAAUUCUCGACAAUCCUCCCCCCACCCCAAACAACUUCCCAUUUUAUGAAACAAAACUGUUUCCUUUAUCGUCGCUACAGGUCUCAUCAUGGUGUCCAGGGUCUUGGAAAUCUGGUAGCUCUCAGCUAGGUUUGGUUGGGAGUCUGGCCCGUCCCUGGGCCUGAGGCUUGGGCCUGGUUACUGUAAAACAGAUUUAUAAAUAGAACAUCUGUAUUUUCGGAGAACUCAUAUAACCCUCCUAUUUCUUACCUCCACCAGCCCCCAGUAGGACCCUUGACCCACGAUGCCUAGUCCUUGGUGUGUUUAGAAAAAAUUACGAUGGUCACGUCAAUGCUUCGGAAUCUCAUUACCCUACUGAGACCUUAUUUGAAAUGCUGCCCUGGGUCUGAGCACGCGGGAGAUGGUCUCCUGAUCGGGUGCUGCACUAGCCCUUUGAAGAGUUGGUCCAUGGAGGAUGCCGGCAGGUGCGUUAGAGCCGUUCUAGUCCCUUCCAUGCCAUGUACUGAUAGGUGUCGAUGAAAACUGUCAUGAGCUACCAUCAGGGGAUUCGAUCCUGAUUUCCUGCACAGUUGGAAGAUGGUUAAGGAAGCUUCUUAGCUACAGUUUUACUCUGCUGAAUCAGAUCAUUGCAGGUCCCCUGGAAGGCUACUUUAUCACGUCCCUGGGUCCUGGUUGCUGGCCCAGUUGGAAAACUCUCUUUUGGUUUAGAGGUCCUGUGAUGUUUGGUGGCAAGAGUCAUUGCCGGUGACCAGCUCUGAGCCUGUUCUUGCUUGAAUGUGCCACAUCCUGACUGUCCUGGGAAGUCUCAGCAGCUGUCUUUGGUACGUCCCCUACAAAGGCAUCCGCAAAGGAAGAGAGAAAGCGACAAUCCGGAAGUGGGGUGGAAAGAUGUGAAGGAAAUCCCUCACGUGGUUGGGGUGAGACCCUGGGAACAUGCAGCCCCACAAGCCUGGGAAGGAAGACCUAAGACUGUUUGCCACACUCCGCCACACACAGCCAGCCUCUCAGUAAUGGAAAUCCACACGCCUCUGCCAGUUGGGAGUGUACGCCACAUGCCAAGCUGUUUGGUUUGAGUUCUUUGAUUCCACCCCCCCCACCCCCCUUAAAUGCCGGGAGAUAGGCUGGUUAACUAGCGAAUAACUUGAUUUGCGAAUGAAAGGUGUGAGUCACUUUUUCGUUCGCACGUCAAUGUUCUCGGAACCCCCAUUUGUUGGGUCAUGAAAUGUUCUUUGCGUGUGCCCUUGGCACCGAGUCUCGCUUUCGUGUGUCAGCUGAUGUUCUCUUGGAUCGUGGGUCCUUAGGAAUGAAUUAGGGCUGUAGCAGCGCUUUAUGAACGACAGCACCAGCGUGGUGGCAGAGCCGGGAGCUCUACGCAUAGCGUCACGGUUUCGGGCGAGAGCCCUGUCAGUGUUUCAAGCAGUUUUUAAAAUGUGUGUGUUGGGAAGGGCAACAAAGUUUACAUUUCAUACUUUUAAAAAACACUUUAUUAUUUAUUUAUGGAAGAUAGUGUAGAAUUUUGUAUCAAGAACAAUAGACAUAAGUAUUUUUUGAAACAAGCAGAUGUACCCUUUAGUUAGACACUUUCAACUGAACACAAUUUUAGACCACAUUUAACUCCAGGCAUGCAUUUGUUUACCACUUCACAGCAGAAAACAUGGUUAAAAUCCUUCGCGUUUCUAUUUUUUCGAUGGUGUUAAGAAACUGUUUUAAAUUAAAUCUAUAAAUAGAUGUGCAACUCAUGCUUUUCCUAUUUCUAUAACCAGUAGAGUUUGUUCAGUGUGUUUCCGAAGCACAUGCUUCACGGUAGAAACACAAGUAUGUCAUGUAUGAUGGAGCAGCGUCAGGUCACCAUGCAAUGCCUUUCUUUCUGUUCUCCCUCUGUGUUGACUUUCGUGUCCAUGUCGGGCAUCACCGUCCACGUAGGUAGGAUAUGGUGUGCACAGUGACAAACGUCCUGUCACCCUUUCAAGUCCACGUACUUGCAGAGUCCCAUUAUCAGAAUUAAUGCAGCAUGAAAAGCAAUAGGUGAGUCUUUUUCUCCCAGGCGACUACAGCGCGCAUCCCUGAGAGGCUCCUCCGGAAUAGCAAGUCUGGGCUGGUGUCCCGCACUCGCUGGUAUAACCGGCAACGUAACCGGUAAUGCAACCGGUCAUCUUUCUGGAUGAGUUAGGCUGGCCCUCCGAUCCAGAUGUGACUCAUGACUUGCGUUGGGGGUAGAAGAAGGUGGGUGAUGUCUCAGACUCUCUGACCUCGGCCCCUUCGCUUUCACCUGCUGGCUUCCUGGACUAAGUGUCAUAGAGAUGAAAUGUCCCUUGCCAAUAAGCAAUCUGUCACCUAGCUCGUUGCUUUCUCAACACGGGGUUUCUCUAGGCCUCUGCAUCCUGGCAUUCUGAGCCUAGCCCUCUGAAGCCCUGCUGUCUUCUCUCUUCUCUGAGCCACCUUGACCUCCUAGCCCAACAAGGGGCUUUGCUGCUCACCGGGCUGUGUCCUGAGGACAGGGUCCCUGGAACUGGGGCUUUGUGGACCAGCAACUCUGAAGGGACAAUCCAUAUUCCAGUCCCUCUGGGGCAGGGUUUCUGGCUGAUAUUGUCUCCCCUGGCACACAGGUAGGAAGGAUCAUCCAUUGGAACCAUGUCCGCUCUGACCACGAGAGCCUGGGAGAUGUGAUUCAUUCAGAUCCAGGGCUGGCCUGACAUGGAAAAGAGGGGGCCUUCUAGGCUAGGGUCGCUAAGGACGCUCGAGAAGCUGGGCCGGGCUUCCCUGUUUGACUGCUUGGAUGACAUGUUCCUGUCCUCUGAAGGCGGAGGACAGAGCUGUUCUCCCAAAGAACAUUAAUGUUUAAAAGGGCAUUUUUUUUCCUUCUUUGAUUUUUGAGCAACUUAAGCAUGACCUAAGUAUUCAAAAGUAACUGAUUUUAUCUGGUUGAGUAGUACGGAACUUAAUUUCCGACUUACCCAUCAGAAAAGGAGCACUGUGUCCUGUCUUGGUGACCUGGCACCCAAACCCCAGGUGUCCUCUGCGGUGGGAGUGAGGUCGGGGGGAUUAGGUGCUGGAGCCACCAGGGAAGGGUGAUUGGAGGCCUGUUGUCCAAAGCUGGGCGGCUGGGUCACCUCUCCAGGUCCUGGCUGGGGCAGGCGUAAAGCCACUGACCAUACAGAGGGGCAACAUUCCAGAUCUGACGGGGCCAGAGAACGAGGGGGAGUGGAUGAGGUGCUCCCGAUUUUAUGUGACUGGUGGCAAUCUUGGAGUAUAUUUUAAAGUUUGUCAAUACCUUGCGUGAGGAGAUUUCUCUCUGUCUAUAAUUUUUUUUCUGUUUGGUUGGGCCUUUUUCAUUCAAGAAGAAAAUUUGUUGGGGAUAUGUAGCAAUUUUAGGGAUUUCUAUUCGAAACGGCAAGCAGGUUUUCCUUUCCUUUCUUAUCCUUUUGUUUCUUUGUUUUAUUAUUUUAUUUGUUUUAUUAUUUUAUUUGUUUUAUUUAAUUUUAUUUAUUUUGGCUCCCUUCUCUUUUGGGGUUGGAGAUGAGCGUUACAGCAGACACUAGCACUUUGAAAUGGACACCUGCAUGCGUUAGAGGUGGCAGGGCUAGAGGUGAGCUCCAGGGUGGCCGCGGGUCUGCUUGCUCUGGAUGUACUCACUUCACAAGUUUGGAGCCUCCUAUGCCAGAAAGUCAGGCCGGGAAAAUAAAUGGGCCUGGAUGCUCUCAUUCUGCUUAUAGGUUUGGGAGCUUCAGCCCCUACCAGGCAGAAGCGGAGUUGGUGGCACCUGAAAUGGUGACUCAGUAAAUGGUGACUUAGAUGCUGUGGCCUGAGGCACCCUGAGAGGUAUUUGGUAAAAGCAGCACCUCUUCCUCUUUGUACCCUGGGGUGCUGAAAUGCCUGGGGGUUUCUCCAUACUCACGGGCAGUGCCCUGAGCCAUGUUUUGUGAAGCCAUUGAAUAUUGUGUAAAUGGAGUUGGAAUGUUUAUUUGGGCUAGAGGAAAGGAAAGUUCUAGAACUCCCAUUUCGUUUUGUCACCUGCAUUAUAUCAGAUCCGGGUCUGUUGGUAGGUCAUCAGGCUCGACUAAGGUCCAUAACCUGACAUCUUUAGGAGCCGGAAUCUAUUCCUGAUAAGCAUGGAAAACCCAUUCCACUUGAAGGAGAGAAAACAUCUAACUGCUUUCUAUUUGGGGAGCAUUAACUCCCAGAUGCCAACGCGUUGGAAAGUCUUAUCUCUGGGUUGUGAUCUCUUAGUAAUGCUAAAAGGUCCCCGUCCUGGGCCAGGCCACCAUCCUGGGGGCUGAGGGGUGAUGAGGAGGGGACUUGCCUUUGUGGUAUUCACAGCCUACUUGUAGGUCUCAUUUUAAGUCAUUGAAAUAACACCCAAUCGUUUGUAAAAAUUCAUCUCCACCUCCAAAUAAUUACUUCGGUGACAUGCAAAUUCAAUCAGUCUCCCCCUCUUCACUCUGGCCUUGGGGAACCAGCUAAUACCCACAUAAUUUUUUUAACACUAUGUGUAGUUGCCGUGUUUCAGGGUAAAUUUGCCCCUACAGUAUGUUAGGGUGUUUCGUGAGUUGUUUUAAAAUAGGAUACUGUUCUACUUUCUAUAUCAGCCUAUGGUGUUAAUAUUAUCUGAAUAGUGUGAAUAUUUUAGUAUUCAAAGCCCAAUACUAAACUACGCUCAUAAGUGGGCUUAUCUGGCCCGCCUUGAAAAACUUGAGCGUUUCUCUGAUAUUUACUGAGCGUUAACCAGUAACCAGGGUUUGUUUUUAUGCAGUGGUAGGAAUGCAUAUUUUUGUUGGUCUAGGAGCCUUAGUUUUGUACUCUUAUCAUUUACACCAAUAACAUUCCCGUCUGGCUGUGUUUCUAAAACUAUGUUCCUUUGCAUAUCUCCUAUUCUCCAAUCCCUUGUUUUCUCCUGUUUCUGUACGUAAACGGAACAGGGGCCUGGGGCAAAGAGGGUGACACGGGAACCAGAGAAAGCCUGAUGAUGGCUUUGCAGUAUCCGGUUUCUACCCUCUGACACCACUAGGGGGCAGUCUCCCUGUUGGAAACCUGCUGGUGGCGCCGGCACAUCCCAGGGUGCGGGCUCCACCUACUGCAGCUGCGGGAUGUUGCUGUUGGGUAAGUCACAGACCCAAAGCUGACGGUCUGAAGCUGAAGGCUGGAGAGGGAGCGAGUUAGUUAGCGGUGGGCGUAGGACUUGAACCCGGCACUCCUGGGGUACCUAGUGACAGUUUGCCCUUUCCUGCUGUUGGGGUUGGAGCGAGACCGGGGCCUUGAGCUGCAUCUGAUUUGGUGAGAGCCCUGAGACUCAGCCCUGCAGGUGUAGGUUGGAGGUGUCCCCCACUGCUGGGCUGAACUUCUGGGGCUCUCUCCCCAGCAAGGGUUCUAGAAGCCAGGUCCCCUCCACGUGGAUUGGUAAGUCUCUACCCGGAGACUUGGAUUUCCAGAAUUUCCGAUGUGAAGAACUGUGGAGGGAUGCAGAGCUCGUUGUGUGAUGUGUGUGUGAGAGUGUGCGUGUUUGCACGGCGCCGGGGAAAAUGACAGACACGUGGCCUGAACGGGGAAACGGGUUGGUCUUAUCUUCCCAUACGCCCUCUCGGGGCCUGCUGCAUCAUUUGUGGGCUGAGUGCAAAGUGAAAAUGCGAGGCUCCUUGUUCAAAAUUAUUAAGAAUUUCGAGGGGGUGACAGCAGAGAAUUAAACCGAGCGUGGAGUCUUCUAAGCACAGGGUCCCGUGUGACUGCAGGUCAUAAGCCCACGAAGCCGGCCCUGAUCACACUGUAUUUCAGUCAGUCUUUGAAGCAGGUGGGGCUUCGUCGUCUGUCUUCUUACUUUGUAAAGUCUCCCUGGCAGGUUGUGGAGAGCUGGGCUGAUAGACUUUUCAAAAUGUCUGCCUUUAUUUCAUAAAAGUGCAAAUGGUCUGGACCAUUCAGAGGGUACAAGACCCGAGCCCCUAGUUGACAGAUGUUCCUGGGGGGCCGGAGAGGGAGCCAUCUGCCCAGUCUUGGGGCUCCCAGUGCAGGCACACCACAAGGCACCAAGAGGCCUUUGAGCUUUUACGAGUUAACCCACUGAUCUGAAAUAAAACCCUUCCUUUUGGUCUUUAGUCACCCACUGGGUCCCCCCUCCCCCCAGCUUUUCCUAGUUGGACAGAGAGGCUUUUCCAGCCUCUGCCUUUAAAGUGACCAUCCGAGGAACGGGGAAGGACUCAGUGCUGCUUCCCCAGGGGCCGGAUGCUCGUUUCUCCACCGCCACUCCCUGCAGAGAGUGUGUGGAGCCAGCUGCCGCCCUCCCUGGCUGGGCCACAUGGUCCGCAGAUGUCUGGGGCACCUGCUUCUGAGAGGCAGUCACCUCCCGCCUGUGGCUCUUGAGUAGGGUGAUGUCAGGAGAAAGAACGACUGUGAGAGUAGCCUCAAGUUCUAGAAGACCACAAGC